ACAUUACAGAUGGAGUGUGAAAGUAAGUGUGCUAGUAGGAUGGAUCAAUAAAAGUAGAGACCCAUACGGACGCCAUAUUAUCCCAAGCAAAAUGGCAGAACAAGAGAACAGUUGACAAAGUCUGCUGGCUUUCAUUGACAGAUGCUUUCUCGUGGCACGAUAGACCCGCAACAACAACGCAUCGACGACUAUCAAAUCUGCUCCUAUAUUCAUGGUGGUGGCCAUUAACUAUGAUCAAGUUCCUGCUGAUGGUCAACAAACAAGGGGAGAUUCACCUGUCUAAGUAUUAUGAGACAGUGGACAUUAAGAAGAGGGCAGCUCUUGAAGCUGACGUGGUCAGGGAAUGUCUAUCCCGGAGGAAGGAAGAGGUCAAUUUUAUUUCCCAUCCACUUUCAUGUUCGUUUGUGGAGUAUAAGGACUACAAACUGGUAUAUCGUCAAUAUGCAGCUCUUUUCAUUGUUGUUGGCAUAACUGACAAUGAGGUUACGUUAUUGUCAAUUUAUGAGCUUGUACACAACUUUGUCGAAGUGUUUGACAAGUAUUUCAGUCGCGUGAUCAUGUUCAAAUUGGAUAAAGUACACAUUAUCUUAGAUGAAAUGAUCCUGAAUGGACACAUUGUGGAGACAAACAAGAACCAAAUACUUGCACCAUUACUGGCCCUGGACAAGAUGACUGAAAGCUGAUAAAAUGCAAUAAUAUUUCAUUAAUAUUCAGUUAAUAAACCAAACAAAUGUUACUCACUAAUCUUAAGUGUUUAUCUUCCAUUAUUUUUAUUUUUUUUCCUCGCAUAUUUUGAUUUGACCUGCAAUAAACCCAAUGCAUUGCGUAAACGGAGACAAAGUUCCUUUCUGAAGAGAAACUUUAUAAUGCAUGAAAACCCCCUGGUCU
Molecule: messenger RNA, 888 nt
Organism: Myxocyprinus asiaticus (Chinese sucker)
Lineage: Eukaryota; Metazoa; Chordata; Actinopteri; Cypriniformes; Catostomidae
Product: AP-4 complex subunit sigma-1-like
Exons: 5
Coding region: 231-683 (150 amino acids)
Biological process (GO): protein transport; vesicle-mediated transport
Cellular component (GO): intracellular membrane-bounded organelle
Source: RefSeq, a predicted model, not a curated record